This is a messenger RNA of Exophiala aquamarina CBS 119918, 918 nucleotides long. Its product is annotated as aquaporin rerated protein, other eukaryote. The coding region runs from base 1 to 918 and encodes 305 amino acids. Gene Ontology annotation, cellular component: plasma membrane. Lineage: Eukaryota; Fungi; Ascomycota; Eurotiomycetes; Chaetothyriales; Herpotrichiellaceae. Gene Ontology annotation, molecular function: water channel activity. The transcript is spliced from 3 exons. Gene Ontology annotation, biological process: transmembrane transport. The record is from RefSeq and is a predicted model, not a curated record.
AUGGGCUUUCUCCCAGAUAGCAUCCUCCAUGACAUGGUCGCAGUACUAGGCGAAUUUGUUGGGACCUUCUUAUUCCUGUUUUUCGCAUACGCAGGAUGUCAAGUUGCGAAUGACCCGUCUGAGAGGAACGGGUUGCCUGUCGAAGCGAACACGUUGAGAAUCAUCUACAUCGGCCUAAGCUUUGCUGUUUCCUUAGCCAUCAACUGCUGGCUGUUCUAUCGCGUCAGCGGUGGACAACUCAAUCCAGCUGUAACGCUGACAUUAUAUCUUGUGGGCGCUAUCCCGGGCCGCCGCACGAUCACGAUAUGCAUUGCUCAGGUCAUCGCCGGAAUCGCCGCAGCAGGUGUUGCGUCUUGCACCUUCCCGGGCCCAAUGAAGGUUGACAUUAGCUUGGGUGCUGGUACCAGUAUCUCACAAGGCUGCUUUAUCGAGAUGUUCACCACAUUUUUGUUGUGUCUCACUGUCGUCAUGCUAGCCGCUGUGAAGCAUAAAGCGACCUUUCUGGCCCCUCUUGGGAUUGGAAUGGCCCUCUUCGUUGGCCAUUUGUGCAGCGUCGAGUUUACUGGUGCUGGCAUCAACCCUGCGCGUGCAUUUGGUCCGGCUGUUGUCAAUCACUCGUUCCCCGGCUACCAUUGGAUUUACUGGGUUGGCCCACUGAUUGGCGCACUUGCGGCUGCAGCCUUCUACCACAUUCUCGAGCUCCUCGACUGGAAGACGGCCAAUAUUGGCCAAGAUUUUGAUGACCUUGAAGCACAGCAUUUAGAUUCCAAGAAGCAUACUCCUAGACCCAAUAUCUUAGCACCUACUCUUACACCUGACCCACUCGAAACCAAGCCUGCACCUGAAGAAGAGGGCGAGGGGAGCGAUGCACCACUCAGCACGAGUAGAGUAGACGUCCACCAGAGAUGCAUGAAUUGA